This is a messenger RNA of Musca vetustissima, 1252 nucleotides long. It is a transcript of the gene bves, whose product is annotated as blood vessel epicardial substance. Gene Ontology annotation, cellular component: sarcolemma. The record is from RefSeq and is a predicted model, not a curated record. NCBI's taxonomy places the organism in Eukaryota, Metazoa, Arthropoda, Insecta, Diptera, Muscidae. The coding region runs from base 1 to 1239 and encodes 412 amino acids. Gene Ontology annotation, molecular function: cAMP binding. The transcript has 7 exons.
AUGCUGUUAAUUGGCGCCCUCGCCUUGGGUUUAGUUGAAUCAACAAAUUCCAAUUUGGGCAUAAACAGUUUACCCUCUAGUACGGCGUCUAGCAAUAGUGUUGUUGCUAGCAGUGAUGGAAAUGCUGUGAUCGAUGGUGUACCUUCGGCUGUAUCGAUAUUCUUGCAUACGACAAUGAAUGCUGCAAUAGGAAAUAAUGGAAAUUUGAACGGGGGUGGUGGUCUAACGAAUAGUGGCGGUGGCAGUAGUAGUUCAGUUCCAUGGGACAGUAAUGCCACAAUACGCUCAGCAAGCCCGGGAGACUGGUCAAUUGAACAGUGCCUAAUAUGGCAGCGACCCCACCAUAUGUAUUUUCAGCUGGGUAAUGCCUUUUUGCUGUUGGCAUUUUUAGCUCCACACCGGCCUUUUGGAAUUCUUUGGCUACGAUCGAUGCUCGUAGUUGCAGCUGUACUAUUGGCUAUGUAUGGCUAUUUAAUAGAUUGUGCCCAAGACGUUGUACUGUGGUCAUCGUUAUUCUUCGGCAUUAACAUCAUAUACCUGAUUGUAGCGCUGUGUCGGCUACGACCUGUUCGUUUUGAACGAGAAAUAGAUGCGGUCUAUGAGGCUCUCUUUAAACCCCUACAUGUAUCUAGACAUCAAUUUAAGAAAGUUUUAAACUGUAUGAAAGUCAUAAGAGCUUUAAAAUACCAAGAAGUGUAUGCACAGGAAAAAGUCACAAAAGUUGACAGUCUGUCGCUAGUUCUGUCGGGAAAAUUGGUAGUGUCGCAGAAUCAAAGAGCACUACAUAUUGUGUUUCCGCACCAGUUCCUAGAUUCUCCAGAAUGGUUUGGUGUAUCAACAGAUGAUUACUUUCAGGUCUCUAUAAUGGCCAUGGAAGAAUCAAGAGUGUUAAUAUGGCAUCGAGAUAAAUUAAAAUUAUCCAUAAUGUCGGAACCAUUUUUGCAAACUGUUUUUGAUCAUAUACUGGGACGAGAUGUGGUCAAGAAACUAAUGCAAGUAACACAGGUUAGCGAGUCAAUUGCCAGUAAUGGAUUUCUGCCAUCAGGUAGUUAUGAUGAUGCGGAAGAUAAACCCAUGCUGAUAUUAAAAAAGAGCGCCGAAGGACACAGUUUAACAGCUUUAAUAAAUCGACAGUUACAAGCCCUCCCACGGAUAUCAAGGUACUAUGAAAGUGUAGGGGAUCCAAACUCAUGGCGUUUGGGACGCAUAGACGAGACUGAUACUGAAACGGCCGUAUGAGUACGCAAGAAAA